Molecule: messenger RNA, 2284 nt
Organism: Mastomys coucha (southern multimammate mouse)
Lineage: Eukaryota; Metazoa; Chordata; Mammalia; Rodentia; Muridae
Gene: Aig1
Product: androgen induced 1
Exons: 4
Coding region: 164-616 (150 amino acids)
Cellular component (GO): endomembrane system; membrane
Source: RefSeq, a predicted model, not a curated record
GGUUUCCGGUGCGCUCGGCGCCUCUGCUGUCCCCGGGGACGCGCCCCGCCUCCUGCGCUCCGCCCCUCGCCGCGCCGCGCCCCGGUUCCCACGGCGCCCAGCACCUUGGAGCAGCUCGCCUGCCCUCCCCACGAGCAGCCCGGCGGGGCCAGGCCGCGCGAACAUGGCGCUUGUCCCCUGCCAGGUGCUGCGGGUAGCCAUCCUGCUGUCCUAUUGCUCCAUCCUGUGCAACUAUAAGGCCAUCGAAAUGCCCUCGCAUCAGACCUACGGGGGCAGCUGGAAGUUCCUGACCUUCAUUGAUCUGGUUAUCCAGGCUGUGUUCUUCGGCAUCUGUGUACUGACUGACCUCUCUAGUCUUCUAACCAGAGGCAGUGGGAACCAGGAGCAAGAACGACAACUCAGGAAGCUCAUCUCUCUCCGGGACUGGACCCUGGCCGUGCUGGCCUUCCCUGUCGGGGUUUUUGUUGUUGCGGUGUUCUGGACCAUCUACGCCUAUGACAGAGAGAUGAUAUACCCAAGAUUGCUUGACAACUUUAUCCCAGGGUGGCUGAACCAUGGAAUGGCAACACGCAUUAUGAAAUCAUCGGAUGCAGCAACUUCUAGCCACAGAACUUAGAUGCCCCUGUGAGAAGCAGGAGCAGCAGAAGGGAUGGCCAGUUCCCUUCAUCCUACUGAGCACUUACAGUUGCAUGGGAAACACAGCCAGGAAUCCACCGUGAAAUGGAUGGCUGCAGAUAACUGAAGCGGUGUGACACAAAUGACAAAGGUCAGGAAGGGUCAGUGCCACUAGGUUCUGUUAGCCUGUCAAGGCUGUAAUUUAAAGAGCAGUAGUAUGCUCCAGCUUCAUCUGACAAAACAGCAGCAUCAUAAAAUCAAGUCUCCACCGCAGAAAUUAAAAAACUCCCCCUCUUUAUGUUCAUCAGAGGAGCCCUACAAAAGCAGUCAGAGCUUAUAAUUCACCUCUCGGAUGUCUAUCUGAACUAUAUUAGUUUCUCCAGCUAUUUUCAAACGGCCUUUUUUUCUGAAAAAUGAUCUGCUCAGAUUAAAAAAGAAAGGAAAAAAAUAAAAGAACAAACCAACACUAACCAUCCCCAUUUAUAAAUCAAAGAUUGCUGAGGUGUAUAGAAAUCAAGGUAAGGAAGCUCUCAGGGAAGCAGAAGCAGAAAAAACAGCUGGAGAGGAAGGGAAAGGGGGGAGGAGGGAAGGGGAAGGAGCAGAGGCGAGGAGGAGCACCACCAGGGUCCAGCAGGAGCGACCAGGUCCCAGCUGGCUUCAAAGAGGAAGCAGGAAAGUGGGUAGCGGUGGGAACACUGUCUCGAGCUGACUCUGGUGGGCUCUGAAUGUCUCUCUUGCAACAGAAACAUUUAAUUAAUCUGGAAAGUUGAUGGAGACUGCUUCACCCCUGUCGUUCUUCCACUGAGAAACAAAUACACAGUUCUGAUUCGUUCACCAAAUACUGGUUGUAGUAAACAUCUGUUCUCCGAAUAGAGGAGGCAAACUACUAAAACCAUAGUCUCGUUGUAUCAUUGUAGGAGACAGAUGAAGGACUCCCCAAAGACCUGGUUGCCCUAAGCCCCAACCUUUGAGUCUAGUGUAUGAGGAAGGGAGAAUAAGAGUUGAAGGUGUAUGUAUGUGGAGGGGGUGGGGCAGAGAGUAGUAGAGGUGGGGAACCGUGGCCAAGAUGCUUUGAAAACAAAAAGCAGAAGUAAUAUUAGCAAUAAAAAAUGAAGGUGUUACAUAUCUGUGACACUUGGGAGGAAAAUCAUGAGUUUGAAGCCAACUUGAGUUUCAUGAGUUUCAUAGCAAGACUAUUAAAGAUUAUAUGAAUUAUUAAAAAUAUAUAUAUAUGAAUACACAUACACACACACAUACAACCAAACAAAUUGUUGUUGAAAUGUCCAUUGCUAACCAUCUCUGGAUUGCCCAGUCAGCCUGUGUAAUCAGAGUCUUUUGUGGGAAGAAGGAGGGGGAAGAGUGAAGACAAGAAGAGUAAUCAAUGGGCCAGGGAUGUUUUUAAAGAUGGAGGGCCUUGGCUGAAGGGCUCCAGGUUGCCUGUAGUUGUGGGAAUGGCAAGAAAAAGACUCUGCCGGAGAACUUUCUGAAGAAACACAGGACUGUCACUACUUCAGAUUCCUGUUCUUGAGACCUAAGUCUGGCUUCAACCUCCACACCUUUAAGGUUGUCCGUUAUCAUCGUUGAUACGCUUAUGUGGUUAUAAUUUGUCACAGCCGUAAUGGAAACUGUGGUUCCCUUCAGAGCACUAAUAAAGAUUCUCUGUUCACUA